GUACCCUUAUUCGCUGCUCUCUCUAUCUUCUCAAUUCGAUAUUCUUUCUCUAAAUUGCAAAACCCUAACCCUAAUAAUUCGUUUUCAAUCGAAUAAUAAAAAAGUUAAUUACUUUUUAAUUAUUUUUUUUCUCCUAAUUACUGAUGCCCUGAACUCCAAUGCGAGGUAGGCAUCGAUCUGGUGCGUGGAGCUUAGAGUUAUCAAUCUGGAGCGUAGGUGAUGGAUGUGUUGAAGGAGAAUCUGGCAGAGCUAGAGAUUGGGAGCACCGUGGAGUCUAUUCAGAAGUUCAUAGAAAUUCAGAGGGAGCUCUUCCACAGCCAGAUCGACCAGCUUCAGAACGUUGUUGUUACACAAUGCAAACUCACCGGUGUCAAUCCUCUCGCCCAAGAAAUGGCAGCUGGUGCUUUGUCCAUAAAAAUUGGGAAACGACCAAGAGAUUUGCUAAACCCUAAGGCUGUAAAGUAUAUGCAAGCUGUUUUUUCCAUUAAAGAUGCGAUUACUAAGAAAGAAUCCCGUGAGAUUAGUGCUCAAUUUGGUGUUACUGUCACACAGGUGCGUGAUUUUUUUAAUAGCCAACGCACUAGGGUGAGAAAGCAGGUUCGGUUGUCAAGGGAGAAAGCGUUAAGAUCUAAUGCUUGUAAAGAAGCAGAAGAUGGGGUGCUUCCAACUGGGUCUGAAGCUGUUAUACCAGUUGAGCCAGUUCCCUUAAACUCUGUUGGCCCUGUCAGUUCUGAAGAAGCACCAUCAUGCUCGACACAGGACGAUUCUCUUACUGGCAUAGACGAAUUGGAUAAGCAUUUUGUUGAAAACAUAUUCAGUAAGAUGCAUAAAGAAGAAACAUUUUCCGGGCAGGUGAAACUGAUGGAGUGGAUCUUGCAGAUACAAAAUCCUUCAGUACUAUAUUGGUUUUUAAAUAAAGGUGGUGUGAUGAUUUUAGCAACCUGGUUGAGUCAAGCAGCUGUUGAAGAACAAACUACUGUAGUCUUGAUCAUCCUCAAGGUUCUCUCUCAUUUACCUCUACAAAAAGCACUUCCUGAACAUAUGUCCGCCAUACUGCAAAGUGUUAACAAGUUGUGUUUGUACAGGUUUUCAGACAUAUCAAACAGGGCAAGGCUUUUGAUAUCACGGUGGAGCAAAAUGUUUGCUAGAAGCCAAGCUGCGAAGAAACCGAAUGGUUUGAGGUCCUCUACUGAAACACAGAAUGAGAUGUUGCUGAAACAGAGUAUCAGUGAAAUUAUGGGUCAUGGCUCGUGGCAGUCAAAUGUUUACAAUUCUGAAGGAACUCUUGCAACCUCUAAUGUCAGUUCAUUCAGGAAGGAGUCUCCACAAGUUUUGAAACUGCUACCAGCUUCCAUGGAUGACUCCGCUAAGAAGAACCUCCUUGGUGUUUCCAGUUCUCACAGCAGGGAACGUAGGAGGGUUCAGUUAGUGGAACAGCCAGGGCAAAAAGUGGCUGGCAAAAACUCCCAAACGACAAGACCAGUACCAAUUAGUCAAAGUCGCCCUAUGUCUGCUGAUGAUAUCCAAAAAGCAAAAAUGCGUGCUCUAUAUAUGCAGAGUAAACAUGGGAAAACUGGUUCCUCCUCUAAUGGGAUGAAUGAAGUGAAGAGUGAAGGUCUGAACAAAUCUUCACCUUCUAAGGCGAGCUUUUCUCGGCCAGUUUCUAAAGUUUCCUCCCACCCAGCUGAAGAACAAAAGAAACCUGUAGUACUUCCCCCCAAAACUUCUAGCAGGGUGGAAACAUCUCUUGAUCCGAAACAGCCUGUGGCUUCGAAGGAGUCUCCAUGGGAGAAAUGCCAGAAGGUCAAAAUCCCAUGGCACAUACCACCAGAAGUAAAAAUCAACGACCUUUGGAGCGUUGGUGCUGGUGAGAGUAGCAAAGAGGUUCAUGUGCAGAAAAACAGAAACCGUAGAGAGAGGGAAACUUUCUAUUACACGAACCAGGAGAUUCCCUCUAACCCCAAGGAACCAUGGGAUCGAGAAAUGGACCAUGAUGAUUCAUUGACCCCAGAAAUCCCAACUGAACAGCCACCUGAUAAUGAGACUGAAACACAGGUUACCCACGGUGAACAUGUUAAUGGUGCAGCUACUUUGGAACCUUCUACCUCCCAAACUGGUGGUGCCGUUUCAGCUGAGCCAGAUCUUGAGUUGUUAGCUGUACUGCUAAAAAACCCAGCUCUGGUUUUUGCCUUGACUUCUGGCCAAGCUGGUAACUUAACAAGUGAAGAAACAGUGAAGCUGCUAGACAUGAUUAAGGCUGGUGGGGCUGAUACUGGUAAUAAUGUGGAAGAGAAAGUUGAAGUCUCUCUUCCAUCCCCAACACCAUCGACCAAUCCUGGAACGAGUGGAUGGAGACCGGAGGCAGUCAGGAACCCUUUUUCACAGCAUAGUCAAAUGGGAAACAGAGUUGCUCAAGCUUCUGUUGGAGUUGUCACCCCAAUUCCCGUUGCUGAACGGCUUUCUGCCACUGGCAUGGCGGCACCACAACAAGAAGCAAAUGGCCUUUCAUUAGCUCAACAGCUUGCAGCAGCCAUGGCAGAGUUAUUGCCUCAAUCAAAUGCCACGACCCUUGAUAAGCGACAUUCUCCUAAUGUUGCAUUUUCAAACCAUGGUCACCCUUCUAAUUUGCCGGCUUCCGAUAUAGCCUUAACCAUGAAAAAUCCAUCCCUUGUGAACUCUUUAACAAACUCAUCAGCUGCAGCUGGUCCUUCGAUGUGGGUUGAAACCAUGAAUGUGAAAACCGCAGCGAUCUCCAUGGCACCGCAUAUACCUGAAAAGGUGCACACUUCAUUUUCUCCGUCUCCAUUGAUGCCAACAUUGACACAGCGACAAACACCAGCGCAGCUACAACCACAAGUACCCCAUGCAUCUGAUCCAUAUUCAACUAGACCCCCAGUGGGAAACUUAGGUCCAAUGCCUGAUCCUUGGAGAGGCAGGCAGAGUUUGGGUUCUAAUCUUCAUUCACAGGCUAAUCAAAACAAUUAUAAUGCAUCAUCGUUUGGUGGAUCUAUGCAUCCCCAGUUGCGAACAGACCCUCCACGGGAGGGAAAAGAGUAUGCGGGUAAUGAAGGUUUUGAGUCAUGGAGUCCUGAUAAUAGUCCAAACAGGUCAUCAGAGUAUGUUGCAGGAAGGAACUACAUGGAACCCAGAAUGAAUUCUGGGUGGAACUAUAGAGCUGAUAGGCCAUCAUGGCAAGGAAAUUCAUCUGGGUAUAGAGACCCGAACAGACAGGGAAAUAGAUGGCGUGACAGAAGAUGACGACGAGGCAGGCUAGCUGCCAAUGUCGGCCUUCGGGUUCAGAAACCCAGGCUUUUCGUCCACAGUGGGUGUGUUCUAUAAUGAUAAAAAAUAUUUGGUGGGUGUAUGUGGAAACUGGAAACCCAAUGGGACAAGCGGGACGUCAUUGUAUGCUGGACACUACAAAUGCAAUUGCAGCUUUCUGGAUGUUCAAUUUGAUAAGCAACACGAAAAGAAACAAAAAAGAAAAGAAAAAAAAUUGCCAGUUUAUUUCAGGGACUAAUAGUUUAAUUUAACCGUGGCUUAGACUGGGCCAUUUUUGUC
This is a messenger RNA of Gossypium raimondii (Peruvian cotton), 3561 nucleotides long. RefSeq names its product homeobox protein LUMINIDEPENDENS. Lineage: Eukaryota; Viridiplantae; Streptophyta; Magnoliopsida; Malvales; Malvaceae. The coding region runs from base 220 to 3258 and encodes 1012 amino acids. Gene Ontology annotation, biological process: vegetative to reproductive phase transition of meristem. The record is from RefSeq and is a predicted model, not a curated record. The transcript is spliced from 13 exons. Gene Ontology annotation, molecular function: DNA binding. Gene Ontology annotation, cellular component: nucleus.